AUGACUUCGCAACCUCAAGAUCCAUACAAAGCCAAGAACAAGGACGAGCCAGGACUCGAAGAGAAAAUCAACGACCUCAAUGCCUUUGUUAAAUCUUCAAAGUUCGGCAUGAUGACCACCCGCAUUGCGGACUCGGGUCUCCUGGUCUCUCGAGCCAUGGCACUCGCUGCUCAGGAAUCCGGCGGCCUCGACCUACUCUUCCACACGAACACGCAGUCUGGCAAGACAUCAGACCUAGAAUCCGACUCGCACGUGAACAUGUCCUUCAUCUCGUCGACGGACGGCAGCUGGGCAUCCAUCUCGGGGACCGCGAGCAUCAUCACCGACCGCUCCACCGUGUCCAAGUACUACACGCCGACGCUCAAGACAUGGCUGGGCGACCUCGGCGACGGCGUGCACGACGGCAGCGAGAACGACCCGCGCAUCGGCGUCAUUAAGAUCAAGGCCGUUACCGCCACGUAUGCGGUCAGCAAGGGCACAAUGCUCGGGCGGGGCUUUGAGAUCGUCAAGGGCGCCGUGACUGGUGAGGUCGCCAACGUCAAUGAUCUGAGAGAGAUCGACCAGGGUGAGGUCGAGAGAUGGAGACGCGAGCAUGCUUAG
This is a messenger RNA of Exophiala bonariae, 600 nucleotides long. RefSeq lists its product as uncharacterized. The coding region runs from base 1 to 600 and encodes 199 amino acids. The record is from RefSeq and is a predicted model, not a curated record. The transcript has 3 exons. Lineage: Eukaryota; Fungi; Ascomycota; Eurotiomycetes; Chaetothyriales; Herpotrichiellaceae.